CAUUGCCGAAAAUAUUUCUUUGUUAACUUUCGAACAUAACACACAGGUUUCAGGUGAAUUUCGAUGUAUGAUGGCAUUAUCAAAUUCAAUUGGUGAAAAUUUGGCCAUAAUCAACGAAAAGAUCAAAAAAGCCUAUGAUGGUGUUCCGAAUAAUCCAAAUAAAUAUCCAGCAUUAUUAGCUGUGAGUAAAAUCAAAUCAAAAGAGCUUAUCAUUGAUGCUUAUCAACAUGGCCAAAGACAUUUCGGUGAAAAUUAUAUUCAAGAAUUGUAUGACAAAGCCAAUGAUCCAGAAGUGAUUGCAAAAUGUCCAGAAAUUAAAUGGCAUAUGAUUGGACAUGUACAGACGAAUAAAAUCAACAAAUUAUUGGGUGUUCCGAAUUUAUUUUGCAUUCAAACUGUUGAUUCGAUCAAAUUGGCCGAAAAUCUUAAUGCAGCCAUUAAUCGUCAUGCAAAUAUAACGGAUAAAAUUCGAAUUUUCGCUCAAAUUAACACAAGUAACGAGGCACAGAAAUCAGGAAUCGACGUUACCGAUGCUGAAGAAUUGAUCACAUUCAUUUUGAAUAAAUGUGACCGUUUUGAGCUUGUCGGUUUGAUGACAAUUGGAAUCUAUGAUUAUGAUGUAUCGUUGGGACCGAAUCCAGAUUUUUUAAAACUUAUUCAAAUUCGUAAAGAAGUCUGUCAUCUAUUCAAUAAGCCAGAAAAUGAAAUUGAAUUAAGUAUGGGCAUGACUACCGAUUUUGAACAUGCUAUCGCUUUAGGCAGUACAAUGGUACGUGUUGGUACGGCCAUUUUCGGUGUACGUGAUCGACAUAAAUGAAAAUUUUUUUGUUUAUUUUUGUAAGAAAAAUUUUUUAUUUUUCAAUAAUUCAUGCAAAACAAACAA
Messenger RNA from Dermatophagoides farinae (American house dust mite), 883 nucleotides. RefSeq names its product pyridoxal phosphate homeostasis protein. Lineage: Eukaryota; Metazoa; Arthropoda; Arachnida; Sarcoptiformes; Pyroglyphidae. The record is from RefSeq and is a predicted model, not a curated record. Gene Ontology annotation, molecular function: pyridoxal phosphate binding. Gene Ontology annotation, cellular component: intracellular anatomical structure.